AUGAAACUAGCCGUAGGAGACUCGUCGAAGACGAGCAGACGCGAGGAUGAUUACAAUUACGCAGUGCAAGUGAUUCGCGUUAUCAUGCGAAUGAUCGGCGUGUGGCCGAUUCCCCGUUACGCUUCCUACGCGGAGAGAAUCGCGACACGCUUGCAAAACGUCUUAUGCUACUUUCUCUUCGCGUUUAUCGUUGUGCCGGGUCUCCUACUGAUGUUCCUGAAGGAACGCAACUUCAAACGUAGAGUGCGAUUACUCGGGCCGAUUCUGAAUUGCUGGAUGGGUUGUCUCAAGUACACUCUGCUCGUGUACCACGCGAGAGAGAUUCUGUCUUGCCUGAAACAGGCGCGACAGGAUUGGAGGGAGACGGUCGACUGGAGAGAUCGGAAAGUGAUGCUGUCCAAGGCAAAAAUAGGUCGAAAGUUCGCGAUCUUCUCCGCCGUCUUCAUGUAUGUCGGCGGGCUGUCCUACCGCACCCUUGUGCCGCUCUCGAAGGGACGAAUGCUCACGCCGAUGAACACUACGGUGAGAGCGCUGUCGUGUCCGAGCUACUUCGUCAAGUUCGACGAACAGGCCUCGCCGGCGUAUGAGAUCGUCUUCACCCUGCAAUUUUUCGCUGGACUGCUCACCUAUUCGGUGACGGUCGGCGCGGCCGGACUGGCCGCGUUCUUCAUCAUGCACGUUUGCGGACAACUGGGCAUUUUAAUCGGCAAGCUGCAGCACCUUAGUGACAUGCCGGAGCCUGAAGAUCGAGCUGUCGCGAUAUUGCUGGCUGAUAUCGUGGAGCAUCAGAUAAAAGUGAAAAGUUUCCUAAAACAAGUAGAGGAAACUAUGAGAUACGUGUUAUUAGUGGAAAUAGUGGGUUGCACUAUACUUUUAUGCCUUACAGGAUACUACGUUAUUAUGGAAUGGGAAAGUAGCGAUGCUACUGCUAUGUUAACUAUGUCUGUGAUACUCACAUCUUUCACAAUUUCCAUUUUUACUAAUUGCUAUGUCGGUCAACUGUUGACAGAUCAGAGCAUUAAAGUUGGAUCAAUGACAUCCACGAUGAAUUGGCAUCGUCUUCCUUACAAAAGAGCCCGUACUUUAAUUCUGGUAAUGGCAGUUUCCAAUAUGCCGACGAAAAUCUCGGCGGGAAAAAUGAUAGAAAUGUCCCUACCUACGUUCAGUAAUAUCGUUAAAACAUCGAUGGCGUACUUUAAUCUGCUCCGGAAAUUUAUCACAUAAUUCUGAUGGAACUUUUAC
Messenger RNA from Wasmannia auropunctata (little fire ant), 1242 nucleotides. Its product is annotated as odorant receptor 13a-like. NCBI's taxonomy places the organism in Eukaryota, Metazoa, Arthropoda, Insecta, Hymenoptera, Formicidae. The transcript has 5 exons. Gene Ontology annotation, biological process: sensory perception of smell; detection of chemical stimulus involved in sensory perception of smell. Bases 1 to 1224 code for a protein of 407 amino acids. Gene Ontology annotation, cellular component: plasma membrane. Gene Ontology annotation, molecular function: olfactory receptor activity; odorant binding. The record is from RefSeq and is a predicted model, not a curated record.